Molecule: messenger RNA, 375 nt
Organism: Penicillium longicatenatum
Lineage: Eukaryota; Fungi; Ascomycota; Eurotiomycetes; Eurotiales; Aspergillaceae
Exons: 2
Coding region: 1-375 (124 amino acids)
Source: RefSeq, a predicted model, not a curated record
AUGUCUGAUCAGUCUAAGAACGGUGGAUCUCGCCAUUCCAAGCUCGAUGAACUCGACCCUCGAGUCAACGGCGACAAAGGAACCCAGGGCCGUCCUGACGACCAUGUAGAAAAUGCACACGAUCAUGGCAAAUUUUUUUCUCACCAUGAUGGAAUAUCCAACAAACUAGACCCCAGCGAAAAUCCAGAUAAGGAUAACAGUCGCCGCAAGAAUGUCGCUGCUAGCACACCUUUUAUGCCUCAGGCUGGAAAGCCUGCAGGGACUCAAGCUGACCAAGGGGUCAUAUCAGAUCCUGAUCACCGUCGCGAAAACGUUGCUGCCAGCACUCCAUUCAUGCCUCAGGCUGGAAAACCCGCUGGCAAUUCAUCUCUCUGA